AUGCUCCUCAACGCCCGCGGUGUCGUUGGAGCCCUUUUUCUACUGCCGUUGGCGGCUGCGACCGUGCUGCCCAGGGAAGCUGGCCCAACCGAGCUCGUCAAGGUCAGAGUGCGAGAUUUAGAACGACGAGCUCCUCAGAUUGUCAUCGGCGACGAGACAACGACUAGCUCGCGGACAACAAGCACGAGUUCUUCGACUUCAACAUCGACUUCAACAUCGACCACUGUCUCAACGCCUACGAGCACGCCUACGCCAACAUCCACAUCGACUACCACUCCGCCUCCACCUUCUUCGACAUCGACUCCGCGUCCGGUUACAUCCGUCAUUUCCACCACGGACGGCAACGGCGAGCAAGUCACAAUUUUCACCACCGUAGAUGCCCCGAGCUCAUCGACUCCCUCUACCACUGCGGCUGCAAGUACCGAUAACAGUGACUCGGGACCCGGAAAGGGAACAUUCAUCGGAUUGGGUGUCGCAGGAGGCAUUGCGCUUCUCGGAUUGGUCGGUUUCAUCGUCUGGAAGAUGAAUCAAAAGCGAUUUUCACAGUUUGAUGACGAUGGAGCCGACAUCAACUGGCCGAUGCCAAAGGAAGAACUCGUGCCGCCUGUAGCGCCAAGCACCCAUGCGGCAACAAAUGCGACCAACUCGAGCGUUGACCUUACCCGGGAUCCAUAUGCCGUCCCACCGUUGCCAGCCGCAGCAAUGCCGUACUAUGAUGACCCUUCCGCAGGCGCCGCGUAUUACGACCCAUAUCGCGGACCGGUACCACAUACGUUCCAAUCGCCUCCUCCAUCGACAGAAGGUCACGCAAAUACGUAUGCAGGCGAAGCGAUUCCGAUGAGCACCUAUAGCACCAGCGGUCGUCAAAGUCCAGGUCCAAAUAUGAUUGGAGCAGAUCCAUAUGCUCGAAGCGGGAGUCCCGGACCUGCAGUAGCCUAUGGCGAUCCAUAUGCUGCUGGUCGACGAAGUCCUGGUCCGUCGCUCGCAUAUGGGGUUGCCGAUCCAGUGGGCAUGCGUGGUGGGACACCAAUGGGCGCUCCUCCCCGAGUGGGUACUCCAGUUGGUGUUGGUUAUGGUGGUGGUAUUCCUCCUGGUCUGGAUGUCCCACGAGCCGGAACGCCCCAAGGUGGGUAUGCAAUGGGUUAUGGCCGGGCAAGUCCAGCUCCACCCGGUGCUGGAUAUGGGCCCCAGUCACCUCUUGUGGAUCCCUAUGGACGCCGUACGCCCGGUGCUUAUGGCCCAUAG
This is a messenger RNA of Serendipita indica DSM 11827, 1245 nucleotides long. The record is from the annotation of a GenBank genome assembly. NCBI's taxonomy places the organism in Eukaryota, Fungi, Basidiomycota, Agaricomycetes, Sebacinales, Serendipitaceae.